This is a messenger RNA of Lodderomyces theae, 2820 nucleotides long. RefSeq names its product Syg1p (gene SYG1). Lineage: Eukaryota; Fungi; Ascomycota; Pichiomycetes; Serinales; Debaryomycetaceae. Gene Ontology annotation, molecular function: inositol hexakisphosphate binding. The transcript has a single exon. Gene Ontology annotation, biological process: phosphate ion transport; cellular response to phosphate starvation. The record is from RefSeq and is a predicted model, not a curated record. The coding region runs from base 1 to 2820 and encodes 939 amino acids. Gene Ontology annotation, cellular component: Golgi apparatus; plasma membrane; cytoplasm.
AUGAAGUUUGCGGAGGCUCUUAGUGAUGGCUUGGUUACGGAAUGGCAAGACCAAUACGUUGAUUAUAAAGGUGGUAAGAAAUUGAUAAAGAAGAUUCGCAAGCUCAAGGAUGAGUAUGAUCAAGAGUCGACUACCGUACUGGCAGAUGGGAAUAGUGAGAAUAAUGGUACUAACAAUGAUAGAAUGCCAUUGUUGAACUCGAAUGACCUUGAGAGACACGAUGAGUCCCACAGCGAUAACACACCACCAGUGUCAAGUUCGAGCAGUCGUCAUGAAACUAGGAAGCCUUCGGUGUUCAAUUACUCACUCAAGUCGAGUAAGACGGAUUAUUUCGCAGAGAGGAGAAAGUUUCAACUUUGGCUUGACGAAGAGUUGCUGAAGGUGGAUGAAUUUUACUCGGAAAAGGAGCAAGACGUUUACGAACGAUUUUUGCUAUUGGAGGACCAGUUGUAUCAAAUGAGGGAACAGAAAAACCAAAUUCAGAGACAACGAAGACAGCAUGAUGGGAAUGUCCAUGGUAUUGCUUCUCGAGGCGAACGUGUUAUGCCUCAUCGAGUUAACGAUUUAGCAUUUCAUACCAAAUUUUUCAUUAGUGGACUAAGCCGAUGGGACCUACCUUCGCUACCGUCAAUGGCAUUUGUGAAGAAAUGGAAGAGCAAAAAGAAGGUCAAGUAUGAGGAUGACAUAUCACUACAUGUUCAAGAUUCUGUCGAUUUGAAUUAUGCAGAAAAUCGAGUACGGAACGGUCUUGUUGAAUUGAGUGACCGUGCAACAGACCAAACAUCGUUGGAUUCGGAGUCCGAAGUGGAGGACUACUUGCCGGCAGCACAAUCUGGGCCCCAAACAGAUGACCAGAUACGACAAACCCGCAGACGUGAUUAUACUCCUAAAAAGCAGCAUUUUGGCGUGCCAUACUUGUAUGCAAAGAAACAAUUGAAGUCUGCCCUUUUGGAGCAUUACCGUGCAUUGUCGAUCCUCAAGUCGUACAGAACUAUGAAUAGAACCGCAUUUAGAAAAAUAACCAAAAAAUAUGACAAGUCGAUGCAUACCAACAUAAUGGAACCAUUUAUGCAGAGGAUCAAUACGUCUUCUUAUUUCUUGACAAGUGACUUGCUCGACAAAAUAAUUAACCAAGUGGAAGAGCUUUAUAUUGCCUUUUUUGACCCCGAAUCCAAAGAUAGGAAGCAAUCUUUGGAAAAGUUGAAAACAAUUGCAUAUACUUUCAAUUCAACCGAGAUACGACAACCUCAGUAUUAUACCGAGUUUUUCAGCUCUGGUAUUUUCCUUGGGUUUGGGAUCCCGUUAUUUACGUUGGGAUUAUAUACAGCGCUUCACAAAACAACCACUGGAGAGCUUCCUGAGGGGCGAUAUUUGCUACAGGUGUGGGGAGGAUUUUUCAUACUCACAUUGGCAUUCCUCUUAUUUGGAAUCAAUAUGGCUGUGUUUGACAAAUUCAGAAUCAACUACAAGUUUAUUUUCGAAUUUGAUAUAGCAUCUGCUUUGAACUAUAAACAAUUUUGGUUACUCCCAUCGUUUGCAUUUGCGUUUUUGUCACUAUUGGGGUGGUUCAGUUUCAACAAUUUUUGGCCGCAUAAAUUUCCAGGUAGAGACUGGCCGUGGAUCUUUUUUGGUGUUAUGUUGGUGAUUUUCGUAUGGCCGACAAACGCACUUUAUGGAUCGGGUCGGAGAUGGUUGCAGUUUGCAUUGUGGAGACUACUCUUGUCAGGACUCUAUCCAGUUGAGUUUCGGGAUUUCUUUUUGGGCGAUAUCGUUUGUUCAUUGACGUACACCAUGGGGAACUUGCCAUUUUUUUUCUGCUUAUUUGCCCACCAUUGGAAUGGCACUUUGGCAGGUCAGCCUGCUAGUGCCAAUACAUGUACAUCAUCUAGAUCGCGGCUUAUGGGAUUUUUCAGUACGUUGCCAAGUGUGUGGCGGUUGUUGCAGUGUAUACGUCGUUACAUGGAUACUGGUGAUUGGUUUCCUCAUUUGGCGAAUAUGAUGAAGUAUGCCGUGUCUGCUGUGUACUAUAUGACCUUGAGUAUUUAUCGUAUUGAGCGCAAAGAAAGAAACAGAAUUGUUUUCAUACUUUUUGCUUCACUCAAUUCGAUAUACACUUCGAUAUGGGAUAUUGUCAUGGAUUGGUCAUUGUUGCAAACCGGCUCCAAGCAUUUCUUAUUGCGGGAUUAUUUAUUUUACAAGAAACCAUACUAUUACUACAUAGCCAUGGUUCUUGAUGUGAUUUUGCGAUUCCAGUGGAUAUUCUAUGCGUUUUUCACACACCAGAUUCAGCAAAGUGCAGUAACGUCCUUUUGUGUUGCUCUAGCUGAAAUUCUUCGUCGUUUUAUUUGGAUAUUUUUCAGAAUGGAAAAUGAGCAUUGUACCAAUGUCAUUUUGUUUAGAGCUUCGAAAGAUACACCCUUACCCUAUGCAGUGUCGGCUAAAGUUGAACGUGCAGUGAAGAAGUUGGUCGAAUCUAGAUAUGAUGAUCGAAAGUCAUCUGAAGAAGAAGGAAUUGCCGAGGAGAAUGUUGGAUUCACUACUGGAAGAUCGGGAUCUAGGGGUGACGAUGAUGGUAGAGGUUCAGUUGAUUUGACAAGGUUGCUGACAAGGCAAUCCAUGCCACAUUUGCAACAACGAAAGACGUACUUUAAGCAAAUUACAGAUCGUUUGAACACGGCUCAUAUAAAGGAUUUCCAAAGACGAAAGACUGUAACGCAUUUGGACGAAGAUUCCGAUGAUGAGGAAGAUGAUGAUGAUGAUGCAAGUAUUGCCGGAAAGUCAAGUAAACCUUCUCGUGUGUCAUCUAUUAGAGAAGAAUAG